CGGUGCGAACGCUGGAGUGCAUGGCGAAGGAGAGCAAGUCCAUGCGCGCGGCGGUAAUGGAGGAUGACGGCGCGGUUACCGCCAUCUUUGAGGUGUUACAGGAGAGUGCGUCGCACUUUGCGGCGGGGAGUCUGAGGUCCUCGGCGCUGCUGCUCCUGGGGCACCUCUGCCAGGAGCACAACGCGGCUGAAAUGAUGGCCGCACCGCCAGAGGUGGUCAAAACGCUCGCCACGCUCCUAGCCAGGCCGCUACCUGGGGAGGAGCGGGAGGCGAUAGUGAUGUGUUGGGGACUAUGGCCGGGAACAAGCAGAUGCGGCCGCUGGUGAGGAUAGAGGAGCAGGUUUUCACGCUGAUGCAAAAGUUUCUGAACCUGAAUCCUGGGUCGAGUACCGGAACGUCAGGUCCGGGGAGCUCCAACCCUGCCAGUUCGGCUCGGUUGCAGGAGGCGAUUAUGUCCGGGCUGUCGAAGCUUGCCGACCCUGACGAUAUGGAGGCGCAGCAGAUUGUGGCUAGGCUUGGGUGAUCCCCCUGGCAGUGCAUUAUCUUAAAAUGGGGCCGGAUGUAAUGAGGAUCCCGUCCGCAGUGCUGUUGGAAUCUCUCCCACUCCACGCCGAAGCUCGUCGACCAAACCUCGCUCGACCGCAGGCUCGGCAAGGCCAUGACCUGGAAGCUCAACUUCUCCCGGUCCAACUCGA
This is a messenger RNA of Closterium sp. NIES-67, 695 nucleotides long. Lineage: Eukaryota; Viridiplantae; Streptophyta; Zygnematophyceae; Desmidiales; Closteriaceae. The record is from the annotation of a GenBank genome assembly.